Messenger RNA from Anopheles coustani, 2272 nucleotides. RefSeq names its product spermine synthase (gene Sms). The record is from RefSeq and is a predicted model, not a curated record. Gene Ontology annotation, molecular function: spermine synthase activity. Gene Ontology annotation, biological process: spermine biosynthetic process. Lineage: Eukaryota; Metazoa; Arthropoda; Insecta; Diptera; Culicidae. The transcript is spliced from 5 exons. The coding region runs from base 263 to 1390 and encodes 375 amino acids.
GACACCGGCAAAACAUGCGCUAUUUGAUUUUUCGUGAAAAUUUUUUGCACUUCUGUUAGUUCCUCGACGUUGUGUGGAUCGAUGCGGUGCCAUUCGUAACAUAGUCCUCGAAACGUGAUCGGUGUGCGGAAAAAGUGAUUUUUACUAGUCUUGCAAGGUACAAACCGUGUACCGUCGGUCGUGAAAGCGGUGAAAAGUGUGUUCUAACAUUUCAUAAGUUUCUGCGAAAAGGGAAAAGAACGCUCGUUCUUACACUACCAUUAUGUCCGCGAAUACGGUACUGCUAGAUUUUUCGCUCGACCCCGCCCGAAUCAACGAUGAAGUAUCGCGAAAGGAUAUCGUGCGGCUGUGCAAGGAAGGGCUGGAGAAGUAUCUGACCGGGCUGAAGAUCUCCUACGACAUGCUGACGGCUGAUGGCUACCUCUGUAUUCUAAAUGAAUCUAGCAGCGGAACCAUCGUUACCAUACGCUUCUUCGAGCAAGGCUUGAUUACGAUCAAUGUGGAGUACUACCGAAGGGACGGAGACGAGCCAAAGCUGUCCUUUGAAAACAUGAAAACGCUAGAAAACGGUUUGCGCAUCAGGCUAGAGGCAAAACGCUCCAAGCAUCUUCCACCUAUAAAACGGGGCAGUAACAUUGAUGUUUACUUAACGAGCUCAGACGAGCGUGUCAUCGAGUACGACAUCGACCGUGUUCUGUACGACAAACGAUCGGAGUUCCAAAAGAUUCAAAUAGUACAUUCAAAGAGCCUCGGCAAUAUGUUGGUGCUGGAUGAAUUGCAAAAUAUUGCCGAAGCUGAUUUAAUCUACACCGAAACAUUAAUGCGCCGUGGCAUUGAGGAUUACGUCGGGAAGGAAAUCUGCAUCCUAGGGGGUGGUGAUGGAGCCCUGCUGUAUGAGCUGCUCAAGGAAAAGCCUAAACACGUCGUGAUGCUAGAGAUCGACGAUAUGGUCAUGCAGGCAUGCAACAAGUAUAUGAACUCGAUCUGCGGCAACGUACUAGAGAAGCGCAAGGACGAUAACUAUGAGAUUAUCGUUGACGAUUGCGUUCGAUACCUGCACAAGUUCAGCCAGGAGGGUCGCAAAUUUGACUAUGUGUUUGGUGAUCUAACCGACAUUCCAAUUUCGGAAACUCCGACCGGUGAGAUUUGGGAUUUUAUUCGUAAAAUCUUACAAUCCUCGUUUGAAGUUCUUAAACCUGACGGGAAGUUUAUGACUCAUGGCAACGGUGUAAGCUGCCCGGAAUCGUUGAAAAUGUACGAGGAGCAGUUGGUAAAGUUGGAGCCAAAGGUAUCGUACACCAAGUGUACCGCGUUUGUACCAUCCUUCAUGGAAGAAUGGGUUUUCUACCAAGUGCAACGCGAGGACACUAAUGUCGUCGCUAGCGUUUGACUUAGUCGCGUUUCUACUGAACUAUCGUUGCAAUUAUCUCCAGUAGCAGAAGCAGCAGUAACAUUGAUAGAAGAAGAAUUAUUCUAUCCGACGAUUUCGUUCCAAGUUGUACCGAUUAGCAGUAGCAAAAUGGAAACUCGAUAGCAGCACAAACAGCCAAGACAACAACUAGAAGUAGUAGAAUUUCUUACUUAUAGAAUUACACGUUACUUAAAAGAAUAUGCCCAAAAUGGCAAGGAAUUACUUCACCAAAGUUUGACCUGAGUCAGCAGCAAUAAGGAAAAUAACUUUAUUCUUCUUCCACCUCUGGUCACUGAGACAGAGUGUUAGCUUUAGCUGAUGUGGUGCAGAAUGGAACGUAUUCCUUCCGAUAACCUAGUGCGCAACGUAAUGCGUACCUACCGUAGUUUCGCUGCCAAAUGAUACCUUUUCCAUCUAUUAAUUUAUGCUCUCCACAAUCGAAACGUGUGACUAUUCUUUUGUGACAUCAACUUACGUUGCUUGCACGCAUAAUCUACUUAAUAGCACUGUAGACAGCACAAACUAGGCGGUUUUGAACCGCUUCUUAUGAAUUAUUAUUGAACUAUGCCAUAAUGAACCUUGAGUCAAUCAACUUCGAAUUAUUAUGUGAAAAACGUGAUCACCCUGAAAGUGGAACAUUAUAAGUUAGAUUUAGUAUGUUUUGGUUUCGUUAAUUUUAAUGUUGACCUCGGAGUUAGUGUACUUACAAAGAGAAUGACCAUUAUGUAGUUUGCUGCUUACGGUACGGUAGGGGACGGAAAUCGAUGCGUCAUUUUGGAGGAUUAUGUGCAAAAGUCCAUUACAAACUAAUGAAGAACUAGAUCACAAAAUAAAAUUGAAAUUUUUUCCCUACGUCACAAA